CGCGGGGGGAGCGGGACCCCCGAGCCGAGCGCGCCGGCAGCGGGAGCGGAUCGGAGGCGGCCCGGCCGGGUCACGCCCGCCCCCGGCCGCGCCACCGCCCCUUCCUGUCAUGGCAGCGGCCGGGCUGCGAGAGCGCGGCGAGGCGGCGCGGGCCGGCACCCUCGGCGGCUGAGCGCCCCGCGGAGCGGGGACGGGCCCAGCGCGGAGCCGGCAGUAGGAGAUACUGCUGAAGUACCUGCUUUCCACCACUUUCCUCGUUUAACUUCACCUUGGGUUCAGCUGGUCAUCAGCAUGCCUUCUAUCGAGAACACCUCUAAACUCUUCCUGGUCCUCUUCUCAUUGCUGCUGGUGCUACCAGUGGUUGAAGCCCUGGAUGCUGGAGAUACCAUUGCCUUCCUUCUAGGCCUCGCUGUCAGUGUCAUCGGAUUCUGUGCCUGCCUCGGCUUGUAUGCAAGGAAAAGGAAUGGGCAACAGUGAUUUCAAGAAAAUGUUCAGAUGAAGUCAAUUUCCUAACAUGGCUUGGGUGUAAGACUGAGCUUUGGUUCUAGAUAACUUUCAAAAAACAUGUAGAUAUUUCUGCAAACCUCUCUUACUGUUCAGUACAGCAGAAUCAAGACUGUACACAGUAAAAGGGAUUUGUAGGAUCUGCCCUUAUGACAGAAAGAUAAUUUUAUAUUGCUUGUCAUUAAAUAUUGCCUCAGAGAAGGGUAAGAACUUUUUGAAUGGGGAAGAAAAACAAUAGAGUAAACGUUUAUAAAUGUAUCAUGUGAGGGAGGCCAUCAACAAGUUCCACAAUUUUUGUUUCAAGGUUUAUUCAGGAGGAAGCAGCUAUUAAUCUUCCAGUCAAGAUGACAGAGUUUUGAAAGUCCUCCUAACUAGAGAGCUGGCAAGCAGACUGCUCUAACUUAUGUGCUUGUGCUCACCUUCUCUGUAAUGACAGUAAACACCUAACAACUCACUUCUGCUGUCAUGGGAAUGAGACUUACGAGAACUAAGAAAACAUUUUCUUUUCUUUUAGAAUAUUUUUAGGUUUUUUUUUGUUUAGAAUAUGCCACUCCUGUGUCCUCUGUUCCUGUUACCAAGUAAAUACACUUAAAAGUGGGACCAAUAUUUUUAUUUAACAUGUAUUUCACAGUAAAGUACGUGUAAGGCUAUGUAAAUCAGGAAUUAUGUGUAGUAUUUCUGCAUUAGGAAGUUAAUUAGAAUUAUAACAAGACCAUUGUACACAUUUCUUUUACAAUAUAGAAAAAACUUGUUUUGUUAAAAUCCUGGGUUUAGUCAGUAGGUCCAUUGCUCACAUGUCUUCCUCAUGACAAACUUACUUUGCUAGCUAAACAUUUAGCCUUCUCUGACUAGUGCAUAUGAGUUCCACAGAAGAUAGGACCAAAACCAAAGUAAAAAAUCCUGAUGGAAAAUGGGAGGUGUAAAUAGUUGUAUUCUAUUCACACUCAGUCGGGUUGUAUGGUAUACGGUUGAAAGACUUAGUAGCAUAUCUAGAACCUUCUUUAAGUACCAAAGGUGAAAUGGCUCAGCCAAGAAUGUCUAUCACAAGUCUCUCCAGCUUGUUAGGGUGUUUUACCUGUCUGCUUGAAGCAAGGAGCACAAUCUCUUAGCAGCAGAAUAAGGAGAAUAGGAAGGUGAGCUUUCCACAGUUCACAGAAUUUCCUUCUGAUCUUGUGCUGUGGACGCUGCCACUCUUGCUAGAAAUCUUGGCUUUUAUCUUUCAGAGCUGGGGAAAAAGGUUACAUGUGAUGCAGAGCUAUGUAUUUUGAUACUAUUCCUCCACUUCAAGUGUCUGUUCAGCAGAGCACCAACCUAGAAGAGUUGUUGGGCAGGUCUUACGUAAGAAAGUCCUGGUUAUUUCAGUCUUGCAAUUUAUGUCUCUCAUGGUGAAUGGAGGGAGGAAGUUAAAAUGAAAGCCCCUAAAAUUGUAUGGGAUUGAAACUGUAGGACUCAAUCCAGUAAUCCAUAAGAAUGUAGGUUUCUGAUUUCAUGUUACAAGAAUAAUGGUCACAGAGUUACUCUGAUGAGUUGCAAGUCUUUCCAGGUUCUUGAACAUUUUUUGUAGCUUUCAAAACUCUGGGACAUGGUGCACAAUUACUAUGUACAAAUGAAAUUUGCAGCCCUAAGAGGAGCUUCAGACAGUAGCAUCACCUUUGAAAGCUGCCUAGCUUUCAUGAUGGUCCAGAAAUAGUAGAUGAUCCUGUAUGUGAUUAUUCAACUCUGUGGGUGCAAGCACAUGUCAAAGUGUCAUCUUUGAUGUUCCAGCUUGGGUAAACCAUUACACUUAAAAAACCCCAAACCUCAAACCACAAAAUCACCACUCAAUUCACUUCAAUUUCCCAAAAUUACAUAAUUUUGCCAAUUUUUUUGCUAUGUCAUAUAUUGCUCUUUCAAUAGAAUAAAUUUUAUCACAAGCAGCUUUUCACAGACUCCUUUAUCUACACUUUGGAAAAGAUCCCUGGCAACUGGGCAAGAGUUUCACUUCAGGAAAACAAAAUUUUAGCAGAGUAAUUAUCUUCAAACAAUAGGGAUAUGAGGAACACUGUUCUUUGCCUGAAGCUGAAUGUACUUUAUUGAAAGGUGUUUGCACAGCAUAAUGGCUUUUGUUUCCUGGGUUCUGAAAGAAGCUUUAUUGUUAAAGACUUCCAUUUUUUGAUGUCUAGAGUGUAAAAUCACAUACCCCUGUUUUUCUUCUGUCUUAAUAAACUUUCACCUAUGAUUUAUCAUCA
Myiozetetes cayanensis is the source of this 2732-nucleotide messenger RNA. RefSeq names its product small integral membrane protein 30 (gene SMIM30). Bases 292 to 477 code for a protein of 61 amino acids. NCBI's taxonomy places the organism in Eukaryota, Metazoa, Chordata, Aves, Passeriformes, Tyrannidae. The record is from RefSeq and is a predicted model, not a curated record. The transcript has 2 exons.